AUGGUCCGUUAUAUGCCAAAGGACUUCAAUGAGUAAAAAAACCCAAAAAAAACAAGAAACUGUUUGCUCUUCUGGAUGCUGGGUUUUAGUGGCCACAGUGAUACACCCAGAAGUGAGAGGGAUCAGGCUGAAUGUCCAUUGUGAUGUUGAGACAUAAAACAACUAUGUUUAAACAAGCUUGCUGCUUAUGGUUGGCAGUUUAAAAUAUCUCAUUUCCUGUCAGUGAGGCAAGUGUUGGUUUCAACAUUUUAAAAAGGCGGGGUUGUUUUCUGCUCUUAGUUCCUGCUUUCAUUCAGUCGACAUUCUGUUAAACCUGCUAAACUGUUUAAUCUUAACAUUAUUAAUACAUUUUGGCACUAAACCCAGGUUAUCCUUGUAGAAUCAAUGCGUGAAACACUAAAGGUGUGUAAAAGGAGAAGAACUGAGGUCAAAAUGACCAGCUUUAUUCUCAUAAUGCUGCUGCCACUGGCAGCAAUCAGCACAUUAACAUCUGAGCAGCCACACAACUUCAUGGAUGCGACGGCAGGCGAGGUGGUCCAAAAUAUCCAGCUGGCAACACAACAGCUGUCAACAAUAGAUCAGCUGUUGGUAGCUCUCAACAUUACAUCAACUAACACCGCUGAUCGGAAUACACCAGAUGAAUCAAGAAGCUCUACUCCUUCCCUGUACACAACGAAAACAAUGUUACCUGCAACACUCUCAAUAAAUCCUCAAACAGCAUCAACAGUUACCCCCUCCUCAGGUAUAUUGACUGUUAAGUCUAAAGUUUGGAAAUCUAUAACAAUGGUUAUGACUAGUCAAACCAGUAAGCAAAGAAAAAAAUCAACACAACCUGUAAUGCUAGUGCUAGGAACGAUCAAACAAAGCCAUGGUACAUUGAGAACAUCAACCUCUCAGCUCAAGCUAAAUGAAAUGACCACCUCAUUUAAAUCUACAUCCAAGUCGACAGCCAUCUAUACUGAAACCACAUCAUUCAAGCCUGAGGAGAACAUAUCUACAAGAACCAAGCCAGUUCCAAGUGGUGAUGGAGCACAGUCCUCAACCCCAGUUACGCCUACACUGACUUUCAACAAGACAAAGAAAAAAUAUUUCCAACACAGCAACGUUGUUGCAGCAAUAAUAGGUGCAGCACUCUUGCUGAUGAUUGUAGGAUUUGUGUUAAUCUGCAUGCGAAGACAGAGACUUCAGAAGCAGCAGACAACUACGAACUGGGCAGGUCCUUCCCCAUUUCUAGAGGGGGAGACUAACAAUGGCAAUGUAGUACUCAGGUCAUCCAACCAAAUUUCUCUAACCAGUUUUCUGCCUCACAGACUUUCAAAGAGAUUCUCUUUACACCCAGAAACAAAUGAGAUGAAAGAUAUCACUCCAAGAGCCACGUUAGAAGAAAAUCACCAAGGAAGCACCUUUGGUCAAGCUAUGGAUGGAAAUGAUGCACACAAAAAAAGUUCACAGCAGCUGUUCCAUAUAUGAAAAGUGGAAGUGAAGCUGAAGAGACAGCUGUAAUGACGGUCACACAGCCCUCUUUAAACAAACUGUCAUGAACUGCCAUAAUUCUGGUGUUUGUAGUGCUGCAAAUCUUUUAGGCAACAUGAAAAGAUGGCCACAAGCAGCCAUAAACAUACUUGCAAAUAUCUAAUAAAAUCUGAAGUUGUAUGCAGUUAGUUGCCUCUUUGAGACUGGAUUUUGGGCAAUGUGAAAAUUUGUUACACGUUUCUUAAUUAACAUGAUCACAGCCUUUAAAUAGAACAUAAUACAUCAGCAAUUAUCACAGAAACAAAGCCUUCUGAUUGCUAACAAAUAUGAAUGUAAUUUUCUUUUCUUUUAGUGUUUGCUUAGUGUGCAUUAUGUGAAUAGGUGUCUGUGUAUUUAGCUUGCAUUUGAUUGAAAAGAGGAAGGAAGUGUUGCAGGAGGAAAAAAAAGCAAGACUUGAUGUUGCCACAUCCUUGUUUGAAUUAUUGGUUUGCUCUCUGCCCAGUAAUACUGGAUGCAUCAUGAACUAACAAAAGCUUUUGAAUGCUGUCUAUGUCUUCAUGUAUAAAUUGCAUAGCCAGUAUAUGACAGAUGUGUUACUUUACAACCUAAAAAACUCAAGGCCAUGAAUAAAUAUUAAGCAUUCUGAA
This is a messenger RNA of Fundulus heteroclitus (mummichog), 2120 nucleotides long. RefSeq names its product protein EVI2B (gene evi2b). The coding region runs from base 385 to 1470 and encodes 361 amino acids. Lineage: Eukaryota; Metazoa; Chordata; Actinopteri; Cyprinodontiformes; Fundulidae. The transcript is spliced from 2 exons. The record is from RefSeq and is a predicted model, not a curated record.